Molecule: messenger RNA, 1649 nt
Organism: Amblyraja radiata (thorny skate)
Lineage: Eukaryota; Metazoa; Chordata; Chondrichthyes; Rajiformes; Rajidae
Product: tumor necrosis factor receptor superfamily member 5-like
Exons: 9
Coding region: 247-1080 (277 amino acids)
Biological process (GO): multinuclear osteoclast differentiation; tumor necrosis factor-mediated signaling pathway; response to interleukin-1
Cellular component (GO): external side of plasma membrane
Molecular function (GO): cytokine binding; tumor necrosis factor receptor activity
Source: RefSeq, a predicted model, not a curated record
ACCACUCACAAAGAAACCUGAAAAUGAACGGCGUGAGUGGGAGUUGUGGCUGGAAAGCCCCCGUGAAAAUGUCCCAGACAGGGGAGGACACAACUGGUUUCCUAUAAAUGUCACUCUGUCCGAAGGCAGCAGAACAACGCAGCUGUCGAGUUAUUGUUGUUUCAGAGCAAGAAAAGGAUUCCUUUCCAGACUGUGAAAGUAAUUGACAUUUAUUAAAGGGCGAUACUGGCGAGAGAUCUGGUCGAAAUGAUGUGUCCACGCGCCCUGUUUUGUUGCAUUUUAUUACUGUUUCAGUGUUGUCAACUUGUCUCGAGCAGUAAAUGCAACCCUGAAAACCAAUACGCAAAAUUUGACAAGUGCUGCCAGAAGUGUUCGCCUGGCAUGUACGUGAGCAGGGAAUGCACGGUGGCCAAGAACACGGAAUGCCAGCACUGUGGUCCUGAUCGUUACCAGUCCCAGUGGAACACAUUGCAACACUGCCAGAUGCACAAAAUCUGCACCAGUAAUGGAGGAUUUGUGGUGGAAAAGAUUGGCACCAGUACCAGUGAUACAGUCUGUCAGUGCCAGGUUGGGAAGCACUGUGUCAAUAAGGACUGUGAGAUCUGUGAAGUGAACAGAGUGUGUGAACCUGGCUACGGAGUUGUGCACAGAGCAGAAAGUGGAAAUUUCACGGUCCCCGUGUGCGAGAUGUGUGAGGCUGGAUAUUACUCGAAUGUAUCUUCUAACCUGGAACCCUGCAGGAAAUGGAGCGACUGUGGUUCACUCCAGAUGCUGGUGAAUGGGACAACAACAAAGGAUGUGCAAUGUGGGACACUGGAAUCUCCACGCAAAGUGGUCUUAGUUGUGAUCAUUGCACUCCUUAGUGCAGUACUUACUGCCAUCGUACUAUCCUUCGCUAUUUACUCUGCACACAAUCAAGAGAAUCGAACCAAGAUACGGGGCACUAUUACCAGGCUGGUGAAGUGCAGCAGGAAAACUCAGUAUCCAGUCCAGGAGCUGACGGAGAAUGGGAAUAUCGUGGCCACGGCUGGGGAGGAAGACAAGAGCCCGGAUGUGAUGACUGAGCUUCUGCCGGUGUAGGCUGCCGCCGGAGGGAGGACUAUUGACGGCUGCAGCAGAGAUGGACAUGGCCGUGGUGUGUCAGUGUUUGCUGUGACUUUCUCCGUCUUGCCCCGCAGCUGUGAAGUUAUUAACUGUGACAUGUUAAUGCUGGCGUGUAACUGCUGACCCAGUGACAUUCAGCCCUGGGCUGCGUCUGGUGACAGUGCGAUGUCAUGCAUCAGCGGGCCCGGUGAGGGAACACAUAGACGGCUGUUUCAUUUGCAACGCCUGGACUUAUCUUUGCUUUUAUGUGUGGAGGCGAUAACUUGCCAGAUCCAAGAUGUUUGCUCCAGAGGAACAUUCCACUUCACCUUUUUUUGCUGACGUUCCUUAACAACCCUCCAGCCUGCUUCAAGGCAAAUAAGUGUGGAUGUAGGAGCAGCAGAAUUACUUCUGCAGAGAUUGCAUGUGGAAAUAAUCCUGUGGGCGCACGAUUGGACUUGCAGGCAGCUUUCAUUUCCCUCCCAUUAGUUUCCUCGCCCUCUUUCCCCUUCAAGUUCCAACCCCCUAUCUCCAUUCACGGUGUAUUCCCCUAGUGGUUCAUGCUG